CAGCAGCAGCAGCAGCAGCAGGAAGCGAGGCAGCAACGGAAGGAAGCGGCACAAGAGCGGAUUAUCCAUGGGGUUUUCAAGCAUCGAUGGCAACUACCUCUCCCUCAUGGGCGGUUCCUCCCUGGUGAGCUCAGGCCACGUGUGGCUGCACGGGCAGAACGAGCUCGCUCUGGGCGGCAGGAGUCUGCUAGCCGCCAAAAAGCUCCUCAUCUCCAUGUUCAUUGCCGUCCGGGUUCUGGGCGGCAGCCGGAUCGCCGCCCCUCUCUCGCACGCCGCCCUGCUCCACCUCCAGUCACUCUCUGAGGGCGGCAGCAGCGAACCAACAUUCCUGCUACAGCCGGCAUUCUCGCUACAGCCGAGUGUCUCUCUGCUACAGCCACAGCAUAGCAGCAGCAGGGCAGCAAGCGGGAGCUGGGGGGACAGCCACCCAUUUUCGUCUGUUGACUCUGUGGUGGCGUCACAGUAUGGGCGGUUUGCAGUGCAGGCAGGGGACCUGCCAUACUGCCACGUGGAGGAGUGUCCAUCCAGUGUUGUGCAGCCGAAUCAUGACUGUAGCAGCGAGGAUGAGUCCCCCUUCUCCCUCCACGUCUGUCGUUUGGACAGCCUGUAUGUGCAAGGGGCGAUGGAGGGGGCGUUGGUGCGCAUUGAUGCCUCCUCCUCACUUGUCAUCGACCACGGGGCUUCCAUCUCUGCAUCGGGCCUUGGUUGCCUGCCGGGCCAUGGCAUAGGGCAUGGGAGGGACGCACCAGCAGGGGGGAGUGGCGGAGGGGGGCAUGGGGGGAAGGGCGGUGCCGGCUAUUUUAACGGGUCCCGGGCGGCAGGAGGGGCCGCAUACGGACGAACGAUGCCGCCCUGUAGUGUUGGAAGUGGUGGAGGGCUGGGGCCUGAGGGUCGGGGGAACAGCGGAGGCGGGCUGAUAGUGCUGGGUCCUGUGGCCCGCCUGGAGCUCUGGGGCGGCUCUCUGGCAGCAGAGGGCUCGAUUCUCAACACACGCACUGUGAGGGGUGGAGGUGUGGGAGUGGGGACGGGAGGAGGAGGAGUGAGGGGCGGAGAAAGGAGAGUGGGGAGCGGAGGAGCAGGAUUGGAGGGCAAGGAAGCGGGAGUGACAGGCGGAAACGAGGAAGUGGGGAGCGGAGGGUUGGGAGGAGGGGCAGGGGGGACAGUAGUGAUUCAUGCAGCGUACCUGAACAUGACUCGAGGCUCUGUGAUAUCAGCGGCAGGGGGGCAGGGGCAUUCCGUGGGAGGGGGCGGAGGGGGCGGGGGGAAGGUGUACUUUGCAUGGCAGAACCUGGAACGGACGAGUGGGGAUGAGUACACACCACGUGCUACUAUUGACGGGAACUGGACUGACGCCAUCAAAACAAGUGGAGGGCAGGGCAGCUACGAGGGGGAGGAUUGGGAGGCGGGAGUGACAGGGUCGGCAGACUGCCCACCAGGGCUGGUGGGGCUGCUGUGUGUUGAGUGCUGCCCCCACUGUCGCUCCCCCUCUGAUCAGUGCUGCCCCUUCUCUUUCCUCCCGUGCUGUUAUGUUGUUGAAACCAGUGGAGGGCAGGGCAGCUAUGAAGGGGAGGACGGGGAGGUGGGAGUGACAGGGUCGGCGGAUUGCCCACCAGGCCUGGUGGGGCUGCUGUGUGAGGAGUGCCCCGUGGGGACCUUCAAGAGCCAGUCCGGUUCUGACCCCUCUCUCUGCCUGCGCUGCCCGCUGGAGCUGCUGCCACACCACGCUGAAUUCACCUAUAAGCGAGGCGGUGCCAGUGCUGCUCCCUGCCCCUACCGCUGUCUCUCCUCGCACUCCUCCCUGCCCCACUGCGACACUCCCAUGGAGGGACUAAUCCGCGACCUGGGCGGGCCCUGGGUGUUCGCCCUGGCCUGCACGCUCUCCGUGCUGCUGCUUGGGUUCGCCAUCACUCUCGCCCGCGCCAGGCUGCUGCUGGCAGGGGACGACCUGGCGCAGCCGCAGACGAGGGACUCUGAUGUGUCCUCGCACAUGGACCACUCCCUUCCUUUUCUAGAGUCUCUGAACGAGGUGAUGGAGAACACAAGGGUGGAGGAAGCAGCCUCACACGUCCACCGGGUCUUCUUCUGUGGAGACAACUCCUUCUCACACCCGCUGCACCUCCCACACUCCCCGCCCCGCGCCAUCUCCGAUCUCGUAUACGAAGACUCAUACAACCGUCUGGUUGACGAGGUUAACGCGAUUGCGUGCUUCCGGUGGUGGGAGGGGUGUGUGCACUCGCUGCUGGCGCUGCUCGCGCUGCCCUUUGCGUGGUCGUGGCAGCAGUGGCGGCGCCGCCUCGUGGUGCAGCGGCUGAGGGAGUUUGUUCACACGCGAUAUGACCACUCCUGCCUGCGCUCCUGCCGCUCCCGCGCCCUCUAUGAGGGACUCAAGGUGUCAGCUACCCCGGACCUGGUCCUCGGCUACAUGGACGUGUUUCUGGGCGGCGACGAGAUGGCCACGCACAUGCCGCCGAGCUUCGCCGACCGCCUGCCGCUGCUGCUGGUGCUGGGCGGCAACGGGUCGUACAUGGCGCCGUACCAUCUCUUUACAGACGACCUCCUCACCAACAUCAUCUCCCAGGCCAUCCCCCCCACGGUGUGGUACCGUCUGGUAGCCGGGCUGAACGUGCAUCUGCGCACCGUCACUCACGGCGCCCUGCAGCGAUCGCUCAAGCCCCUGCUGCGCUGGCUGUGCACGCACGUCAACCCGUCGCUGGAAGCCCAUGGCGUGUCCGCACAUCUGGCAUGGCUGCAGGUACGUGCUACUUGCUCCGCUCCUCAUCGCUGUCUCGUCCUCUUCUCACAUAGACUGCAGUCGCUCAAGCCUCAAGCCCGUGCUGCACUGGCUCUGCACGCACGUCAACCCCACACUGGAAGCCCAUGGCGUAUCCGCACACCUGGCCUGGCUGCAGGUGCGCCCCUGGUGGCUGCAGCCAGCAUAAUCCAGCUCGCUCUGUGUCUCGACCACCCCGAGAGCACCGAUCACUGCAAUGAUUACCUCCCCGCUGCUGCUGCUGCCGACCCUGCCAGCCCCUUUUCCGCUCCGAACCUCACCUCCUUCGCUUCGGCAGCCGCGCCGAACCUGGCCGGCUUCGGCAGCAGCUUUGGCAGCAGCUUUGGGAGCAGUCGGUUGGGUGGGUUCGGUGGGUUAGACACAGGAUUGGGCAGGGCGGGAGAGAGGCUGAGACCUGGAGGCUCUGUUUCUGCAUUGUCAUCUCCUCGCACUGCCACUCGUCCCCAUUCCGCUCUUCCUCCUCCUGCUGCUCUUCCCUCCUCUGCCUUUGCUCCUGUCUCGUUGCUUUCCUCGCACGCUCGGGCCUUGUCGGAGGUCCCUGCCUUCUCCCGCACUGUCUCCUCGCUCUCGCAUCAACUCACCCCACACCAACACAACUCGCAGCGGCAGCAGCAGCAGCAGCAGCAGCAGCAGCAGCGGCAGCGGUGGGAUCAAAGCAUCUCCCCGUCCUCGCUUCUCUCAAACCCCUACCUUAAUCCCUCCUCCACUUCCUCUCUCUACACCCCAUACUCGUUAACAGCCACCCCCACCUCCUCCACCACACACCCCUACUCCACCACCUCCCCCUCCCCCCUCCCCAUGACCCUACCCUCCCAACUCGACGCUCUCCUUCUCUUACGAGACGCCUCCACCCAACCAGCUGUCGCCACAUCAGCAGCCGCGUCCACUCGUUACCUGCCAGCUGGCGGCUUCAGCGGCUACAGUGGCGGUGGUUACUCAGGCAGGGCUGGGAGCGGUGGUGUCACUCCUGGUGGCCCACUGGGUGGGGAGGGCGCUGGUAGACUUUACUCCCAGAGUUCCUUGCAAGAGCAGCAGCAAAGGAAGCAAGAAGCUCUGAGUGUUGGGUUGCCGGCUCGGGGACUAUCAGUCAAACUCCCCUCCCAGCAGCAGCAGCAGCAGCAGCAGCAGUCAGGAGGGGAGCGAAGCCCCUCCCUUGCAUCCCUCCCCCCUCUCUCCCCUCAUAUGUUCGAACACCGACCCUCCCUCUCGCACCUCCCCUCUGCCGAACCUACCCCCGGACCUGCUGGCUCGGCUCACUUCACUCCCAGGUUCGACACAGGCUCGGGCAGUGGUCUGGCACGAAGCAUCCACGGCUCGAUCCCUGAGAAUCUCUCUUUGCUAGGUGACAAGGAUGCAAGACGAGGCGGCGAGAGGAGGGAAGUGGAGCGGCAAGUUUCGUCUGUUUCUGCGGGGCUGCUGUGGCAGGCGGCAGGGGGGCGGGUGGGGAAGAGGCAGCAGGGGGGGUUGAUAGAUGCACAGGUGCUGCAACGGCUGGAUGGGGGCAGAGGGCUGUGCUUGCCUGCCUGUGGCCUGCUGCUGCGAAAUACUCUGCCUGUGGGCCACGAUGCAGCAGUGGGGCUGGCAAUGUCAAUGCUCCUCCUGGCGGACCUCUGUCUCUUCCUCCUCUGCCUACUGCAAUCCUACAGCACCUCCCUCCUCGCCUUUGCCCUCAUGCUCUUCAUCCUGCCGCUCGCACCGCUCUUCUCAGCAGCAGCGGGGCUCAACGCCCUCUUUGCCCACGGGGCGAGGGGCGGGGCGGGGCUGGGGAGGGUCUAUGGGCUUUGGAACGUCACCUCCCUUGCCAACGGGGUGAGUGGGGGUUAG
Closterium sp. Naga37s-1 is the source of this 4615-nucleotide messenger RNA. NCBI's taxonomy places the organism in Eukaryota, Viridiplantae, Streptophyta, Zygnematophyceae, Desmidiales, Closteriaceae. The record is from the annotation of a GenBank genome assembly.